Molecule: messenger RNA, 1839 nt
Organism: Schizosaccharomyces japonicus yFS275
Lineage: Eukaryota; Fungi; Ascomycota; Schizosaccharomycetes; Schizosaccharomycetales; Schizosaccharomycetaceae
Product: hexaprenyldihydroxybenzoate methyltransferase
Exons: 1
Coding region: 371-1228 (285 amino acids)
Source: RefSeq, a predicted model, not a curated record
CAGUUAACGAAUAGUUGUUACUUUACUAUUUUUGAUCUCCCAAGCACUAUGUCCGACCCGUAACUUCAACUGAUUUGGUAAUUCUAGACAACAUUGGUGAAAUUCAGCUGAUAAUUGGAUUGAUCGGUUCAUUCCAACCAAGAGAACCUACUGUUUUCCUCAUCUUUAUGUGAGACGAAUUUCAGAAUUUGAGCGGACUUUCACAGCACAUUAUCUAAUAGGGUAUCUACAACGAACUAGUGCAAUUAGAAACGUAUGCCUGAUCAAGUUUCAUCUGAACCAGAUUUCGUUCAGAUCGGCAACAAGGAAGCUUGCAGUGUUACUCAAAUAUAAGACGAAACGCUUGAUUGACUAUUACCGCCAUAUAUUCAUGGAUUCUUUUGCGACCAAAAACACUGAAUUUUUUGCCAAGGAAGCUCUCGUCUACGAUGAUCCAGCGAAAUGCUUUCUCACUAAGGUUAUUGCAGACAACAUUCUCAAAUUUGACGUCCUAAACCAGAAAGAUGGAGAUGUUGUAAGCAACGAUGAUUCAGUUGUAUAUACUAGUGAGGAUGUCGACAUACAAUUCAGCGGUGAAAUUGAUGUCUCCCCCCUGUGGAAAAACAAGGAUUUACGAGUUAUGGAUUUCGCUUGCGGAACCGGUCUUGUCAGUAGAAACAUAGUUCCUCACUGUAAAUCCCUUCUUGGUAUUGAUAUAUCGCCUCAAAUGGUUGAAUUCUUUAAGACAAAGUUUACCGGAAACCCAAACGUCCAAGCAAAAGUGAUAGAUAUUCUUACCUCCGAUCAAGUGCCAGAAGAUGUACAUGAUUUUGAUAUUACCGUAUGUUCUCUUGCUUUCCAUCACAUGGAAGACCCGGCGAGCGUUGCCUCAACGUUAUCCUCUCGGACGCUGAAGCCUUUGGGUUGGCUAUUUGUGGCAGAUAUUGAUUCCGAAGGUGCCGGCGGCUUUCAUGACGCACAAACGGAUGAAGAUGCAGUAAAAUCCGGUGUUGCCCAUAAAAACGGAUUCUCUGCAAGCUUCAUGAUCAGCACCCUUAAGCGUGCCGGUCUUCAGAAUGUCUGCGUUCACCGUAACAUUUCAUUGGAAAUGUACGUGCCGAAAAAGAGGUACUGUCGAGUUCCGGGACAGACUGAGGACAAAACGAAAAUAGCACCAAAUGGUGAAACUCUUUACGCUAAAACCUUCAGUAUCUUUGUCGCUGCGGGUCAAAAGCCUGCUUCGAGUUGAGUUAAAUAAGAACAAGUACAGGUCUGAAGAGUACAUGGCGAUAGGAGUUAUUCAUAUCGAUGAUGGUCAACGGUUUCAAUAAUGUUCAGACUUCUUUAUUUUCAUUAUUCGAACGGCCCUAUCCUUUCAAAAACGCUCGUUCAUUUUACGGUGCCUACUGUGUUCUUCAACUAAACUUUCUGCUACUACAUGAUAUCAAAUUCAUAACGAAUUCUGCUAAAAAUAUUCAACCAUUACGACAACUAUUAAUAUUUCAUUUCAAUGACAAUUUCGUUCUCGCUCCCUUUUUUAUGGUGUAGCGUUUCAGGUCGAGGGUAACACUGUUACCUUUGACGUUAUGUUCAAAUUAUCCACGCCAAAAAAGAAGAAUUUCUUAAAUAGUACUGGAUGAAUGAUACAAAAGCGGCGUUUAACGCUGUCUAAAAAGGUUAAGCAGUCAUACAAUUCAUAAUCUAGUUUAUCACGCUUUCAAACGGCUCAUUUAUAAGAAAAUUUGUGAUUACUCACUUCUAACAGCUUUAAAUGUAGUCUAUAUACAAUAAAAUUUCAAGAAAACAAACAUAAAAGUUCUUUUUGAAUGAAAAAUAGUCCAUUAUAACGUUUAAUCCCGC